This is a messenger RNA of Laccaria bicolor S238N-H82, 1200 nucleotides long. RefSeq lists its product as uncharacterized. The record is from RefSeq and is a predicted model, not a curated record. The transcript has 10 exons. Lineage: Eukaryota; Fungi; Basidiomycota; Agaricomycetes; Agaricales; Hydnangiaceae. Bases 1 to 1200 code for a protein of 399 amino acids.
AUGUCGAGCAGACGAUGCUGUGAAAAUGCGGAUCCAUUAACAACUCAAGCUCAAGGCGGUCAGGCCUCUGAUACAUCUGUCAUGCGGAGCAACUGCGGAACUUUCAGCAUUCUCGUAGACGCCCAUCCUACCUACCUCCACAACGAAAAUCAAGACUCGAAACCGUUGGAUGGCCGAGGAGGAACCGCUGUGGAAGAGACAGGCAAGGCACCUCGCUAUCUAUAUUAUCGCUUAUACACCAGAGAUGGCUCAAUCAAGUCAAUCAACCCAAUCUACGUCAAUGACCCAUUCACCAGCCGCACUAUCACAAGGCUCAUCACGCCACCGCACACCUCAAUGUCGGUCAAGGAUCAUCUCUGCAAAAUCGAAGGCUUCAAACCAGGAACAGCUUCAACUCUCUUCGAAUCACUUUUAAGCCAGGUCACGCUUGAGGAAUCCACACGCGUCUCACUCAAAAAAAACUCUGGCCCCGGCUUGUCUGAGGACGACCCAAUGGCUUUAGUGGUCAAACUACUGGGUGAUGAACAGCGAGGCCCGCCUACAAAGCCGAGGUCACUCCCCGAUUCUGGACCACACUCUCAUGUCUCUGCAGUUUACUAUCGGAUUUACGACAAGGGUGGUGCGAUAGCUUCCAAAAUGUCUUUUGACCCUGACGACGAGUUCUUGGGUCGAAUUGAUAUGCUCUCUGUUACCCCGCCUCACACGGUUUCUUCCCUCGGGUUUCGUAUUGCGAACGCUGAGGGCAUCGUGAAGAACAAGUUUCAAUUGUUUGAAGAUACGGACGGUGAUCAUCUCAUGAAUGAUGACAAGUAUUUGUCCCUCCUUGAGCAAACAUAUCCAGGAUGCGCCGAGGAUGGACCUAUCACGGUCGUUUGUGUUGAAGUAAUGGAAGAAACGCAAGUGGAGCCUCAAAUGCUAGAGGGGAAGACGGAAGAGGAUACCACAUUUUCGAAGCUGAUGGAAGCAAACACAAUGUGGACCCCCACUGAUGCCAACCUUCCUGUGUGGCUUCCUACAACGAAAAAUGAAAUAUUACACACUGAUGGUGUCAGGACAAAUGCAAUGUACAUUGGUGGGCCAUCAGCGGGCUCUUAUGUUGGCUACAUGGCGAUCAACUCCGCAGGAGAGAUGGGGUUUAUCGCUGAGACUAUGCUAGCUGCCGUCUUUCUGAUUUUGGGUCACGCCCGGCGCAUGUCUUGA